Molecule: messenger RNA, 1908 nt
Organism: Pochonia chlamydosporia 170
Lineage: Eukaryota; Fungi; Ascomycota; Sordariomycetes; Hypocreales; Clavicipitaceae
Product: carboxylesterase family protein
Exons: 7
Coding region: 1-1908 (635 amino acids)
Biological process (GO): pyruvate import into mitochondria
Cellular component (GO): mitochondrial inner membrane
Source: RefSeq, a predicted model, not a curated record
AUGUUGAAAAUAGCAUUUGCAGCGCUGGGGUUCAGCACCGUCGCCCUGACGAGCCAUUUGCCCGUCGUUGAUUUGGGGUACGCUCUCCAUCGGGCUAGGUUUAAUGAAUCAGGGGAUUACUACUCUUUCAAGAAUAUCCGCUUUGCGGAUGCGCCUGUUGGAAAGAAUCGGUUCCGGCCGCCGGUUGCUGUGUCGAGUGUGAAUCGGACGGUGAGCGAUGGUCCGGAGGUGGGUAAUAUUUGUCCGCAGGGAUAUCCGGACUGGACGCUUGUAGAUGGCGCGAAGGAGGCGGGUGUUUCGGUGGAGGAGUAUAGGAGGCAGCUUGAGAGUGACCCGAGGAAUAGUGAGGAUUGUUUGUUUUUGGAUGUCGUUGUGCCGAGGACGUUGUUUGGGGGUGGACGGGGGAAGUGUGCGAAGGCUGGAGCUCCGGUGAUGGUUUGGAUAUACGGCGGGGGUUAUGUAUUUGGUCUCAAAGACGACGAGGUAUACAACCCAUCCGGGCUGGUCGCCGGCUCUUUUGAAGACGGGGGCAAAGGUGUCAUCUACGUGGCGCUUAAUUACCGUCUGGGCAUGUACGGAUGGCUCAAUGGCCUUGGCGACGAGGACAUCUUCCCCAACGUCGCGCUGCAGGACCAGCUCUUCGGACUUGAAUGGGUCAAGAAAUACAUCCACCUCUUCGGCGGCGAUGCCAACCGCAUCACCGUGUUUGGCGAAUCCGCCGGCGGAGGCAGCAUCAUGCACCACCUCACAGCCAAGGACGGACACACAUCCCUCCCCUUCAAGCGAGCCCUCAUCCAAAGUCCAGGCUACCAACCCGUGCUAGACCUCCCCGGCAUAUGGAACCGAACCCUCGAAACGGCCAGCAACAUCACAGGCCGUAGCAUCACCAACGGCGCAGCCCUCGCGGCCAUCGACGCACCCACCCUCUACAAAAUCAACAACAAAAUCAUCCAGGACUCCCCCAUCAGCACAUACACGUACGGGCCCUCCAUCGACGGCUCCUACGUCCGCGACACGCCUACCGUGCGUCUCCAGCAACGGAAAUUCAACCCCAAGCCGCAGCUCAUGCUCGGCCACAACCUGCACGAGGGUCUCGCGUACAUCACGCCAGAUAUCAACACCUCUGCCCUGGUGGCCACGAAACUCGACCAAGUCCUCCCUGUAGCGCAAUCCGCCAAGAAUUACAUCCUGAGCACGCUGUACCCUCCUGCGCCGUGGGGCCCGUACAAGACGGAGAAUGAGCGUGCUGUGCUGCUGUUCACGGAACUGUUCUUUGCGUGUAAUACUCGUGGGUUGGGGACGGCGUACAAGAACGAGACUUGGAAUUAUAGGUUUGAAGUUCCGCCUGCGACGCAUGGUCAGGAUGUGGCGUAUACGUUUUACAAUGGGGAGAGGAAGGAGGGGAGUUUGGCGAGGGAUAUGCAGUGGUAUUUUACGAAGUUUGGUGAGUUUGGGGAUCCAAAUGUGAGGGGGUCGUUGAGGGAGUGGGAGAGGUAUGGCGAUGGUGCGAGGCUGGUUACCUUUGGGGAGGAGGGGGUGGGUGGUGAUGAGGAUGAGUUGAGGAAUAUGAGGUAUUUCUGGGGUCCCGUGUCAAACUUUGGCAUCCCCGUCGCCGCUGUCCUCGAUACACAAAAGAGCCCUGAUCUAAUCUCGGGACAAAUGACCGGCGCGCUGUGCAUCUACUCCGCCACCUUUAUGCGAUACUCUCUCGCCGUCACACCCAAGAACUACCUGCUCUUCGCGUGCCACUUCGUCAACGAGUGCGCGCAGCUAACACAGGGCUACCGAUACCUGUCGUACCAUAACUGGGGUGGCAAGGAGAAGAUGGAUCUAGAAAAGGGCAUUGAGGCGGCGAAGAGCAAGGUCGAGGGCGUGGAGGACAAGGUGAAGAGUGCGGUGGGCAAGUAG